Messenger RNA from Anarrhichthys ocellatus (wolf-eel), 4177 nucleotides. Its product is annotated as transducin-like enhancer protein 2. The record is from RefSeq and is a predicted model, not a curated record. Gene Ontology annotation, molecular function: protein binding; transcription corepressor activity. Bases 934 to 1596 code for a protein of 220 amino acids. NCBI's taxonomy places the organism in Eukaryota, Metazoa, Chordata, Actinopteri, Perciformes, Anarhichadidae. The transcript is spliced from 8 exons. Gene Ontology annotation, biological process: regulation of DNA-templated transcription; negative regulation of canonical Wnt signaling pathway. Gene Ontology annotation, cellular component: nucleus; transcription regulator complex.
CAACAGGCACAAUAUAUUACAGUCUAGGGCUUGCUGCUGAAAAGCCCGCUGGAUCCUCCACUGACCUGCUGUUCUUUCCUGCUUUCCUCUCGUGUUUUUUCUUCAUUUAGAUUAAAAACAAAGCUCUCACUCACUCUCUCUGUCUCUCUCUCUCUCUCUCUCUCUCUCUCCCUCCUCCUCCCCUCCCUCCUUCUUCUCCUUCUUGUUCUCCUUCUUUUCUGCGGCAGCAGUCAGGGUAGAGGCUUCAGUGUGUCAGAGAGAGGGUGAAGAGGAGGAAACAGCAGAGAAGACAACUAUUAGACUAGCUGAGUGUGUGUUUAUGUUUGGGUGUCUCACCAUUGGACGGCCGGGUGAAGGGGCACUAGGAGAAGAGUACGAGGAAGAGGAGGAGGAGGAGGAGGAGGAGGAGGAGAGGGAAGCCUGAAGCCUGCCUGGAUGAAAUUCUCGGUGUCAUGUCACUACGUGUGGACCUUGACUGAUCACAGGGGCGAGGAAAACUGAUCACAGGGUGAGGAAAGGGGGGGGGGGGAGGCACUGAGAGGAAGACGGGGAGGUGGAGAAACUGAGACUUUGGUUUCACUGUGGGAAAAGAAGACGGAGGAGGAUGCAGGAGGGGAAGUCUGGUUUUAUCGUGACAUUGUUGGAUAAACGAACCCACGGAUUAAGCACUCUUCAGCUGUGUGUGUGAACAGGAAUUCGCCUUAUAGGAGAGAAGAGAGCGAGGAGGAAAAGACCGAAAGAGACUCCGGAAGAGUAUAGACUGCUUGUGUUCAACCCAGCUAAGGAGCAGGGACUGGACUUACAGAGAGUGUGUGUGUUGGUCUGUGAGUGUGUGUUCGUGAGGCUGUGUAACCGGUGGAGGGCAGAGGAGUGGAGGGCCAGGGGACUAACCUGGCCAUCAAACGGACUGGCAGCCUCUCCUCUCCUGGGAUCAUGUACCCUCAGGGCAGGCAUCCGGUUCCCUUACAACCCGGCCAGUCUUUCAAGUUCACAGUCCUGGAAACUCUGGACCGCAUCAAGGAGGAAUUCCAGUUCCUCCAGGCACAGUAUCACAGCCUGAAGCUGGAGUGUGAGAAGCUGGCCAGUGAGAAGACCGAGAUGCAGAGGCACUACAUCAUGUACUACGAGAUGUCCUACGGUCUCAACAUUGAGAUGCAUAAACAGGCGGAGAUUGUCAAGCGUCUCAGUGCCAUCUGCGCUCAGAUCAUCCCUUUCCUCUCUCAAGAGCACCAGCAACAGGUGGUCCAAGCCGUGGAGAGGGCCAAGCAGGUCACCAUGGCUGAACUCAACGCCAUUAUCGGGCAGCAGCAGCUCCAGCACCUGUCUCACCAUGCCCCCGGCAUCCCUCUGACGCCACACCCAUCAGGCCUCUCCCUGGGGGCGGGGGGUUCAGGGCUUCUUGCGCUGACCGGAGCCCUGGGGGUCUCGGCCCACCUUGCCUCCAAAGAUGAGCGCAACCAUCUUGAUGCUGAACAUCUCAGAGAAGGAGCACCCAGCAGGGUGAGUAGUUGUGUGUAUGUGUGUACAGUAAGUGUCGUCUACACCCACAUUUGUGUGUGUGUGUGCCUGUGUGCGCGUGUGACAGUGAUAAACUGAGGAAAAUGGAGACGGACUGUAAAGUGGCCUCUAAAAAAGGCUGUGUACUGCUGGUGCUCAGCCAGGAGUAGCCCAGCUCAGCACCAGCACAAUAGCUGCUCAGCGCUAUCAACCUUGAGCUCCUCAAGGUUCUCUGCAUCACACGAACGUCUGAGCUCACAGCCUUUCUGCUGUUCUCUGGAAGGGAGUACAAAUUGAGUGAAUGGAUGAACAAGGAACUGUUUAUUUUUCAGCACCACAAAUGUUCUGGUAAUCUACAGGACUUACAGAACAAGUGAAAGGAUUAGCACUAAGUUAAUGGCAAAUGCUGCCCAAAACACAGCAGUUUGGUGUCUGUACAAAUAAGCAACUCUUACUUCACAAUGUUUGCUUGAGUGUGCUAUGCAUCCACUAUAUAAAAUGCCAAUGACUGGAGGCCCCUUAAUGUCUGAUGUAAAAUAUAAAAACACACCAAAAUAUCACACCACUGAGAUCCAUUUGAAAAUGUGUUUCCCAACAGAACUUGCUCUGUUGUAUUGUUAGUGAAUAUUUGGUGUAGAAUUGCACAACUGCCAGUUCUUCAGGAGAGACGGGGACCACAGUAGAUGUUUUCAGAGUCCAUUUAUCGACACUAUCUUUCCAAAAACGUUUCCUAUUGAAGCCUGACUCUGUGCAUUGGUAGGUACAGUAAACGGAGAAUCAGAUGGUAUUACAGUCUUUUUUCUAUCAUGAUUGCAUGUUGCUAUCAUACAGGUUUUUACAUUAAUGUGACUUUUUAGAGGCAAGACCCCACGCAAGUUCGUUUGGCUGAACAGAUUGACUUAGUCAGUGUUCGAUUAUACAGACGAGUCUGUUAGAAGUUCACGUUCAACAGUUUGCAAAUUUAGUGUGGAGGUGAGAUUUGACAUCGAUACCGAUAUCGGGCCGAUACUGACUCAAAUAGCUUAAUCAGGUAUCGGUCUAAUCUAUUCAGAUCGAUAUACUAUAUACAUUAUGUACUGAAAAUGUAAUUCCUGUUUAAGUUUGGACCAGUUUUUCAUUAAAUAAGUUUACACUUGAAUUGUAAAUAACAGUUGAAUCCAUUGAUAUCUAAGUAUUUAUCUGUUAAAUUGUGUUUCCCAAAGUUAAGAAAGCAGUGUUAAAGUCAAGCCUGAUCUUUAAAUACACAUAAAAAUUGAUACCUGCCACUUAUGCACAGUGAGGGUUAAAGAUUAAUUUAACAUUGGUAUCAGUCAAUACCCAAAUUGCAGGUAUCAUAUUGGGAUUGGGCUUGAAAAAGUCUGAAUGGUGCAUCCCUAGAUGUGACCGUAUGGUGACUCAGGUCACACUAAUUGAUGGGGUUAAAGAAAAAAAAAAUUGAGUAAAUGCAACAUACAAUGAAACAUGAAAUGUAUACAAGUGUCCAUCUUGCCUCACAGGUUUUGCUCAUAUUUACGUCACUGUAACUAAAAGUCCCCGUUAAUCUCCUCAAUAAUUAAUGCAGUGUAAAUGGGCUGAUUGAAAUUCAGUGGACGUCUACGGCCGGUCCUAUUCUCUCUGGCUGCAGAUUGCUCCGCUUUAUAGAAACCGUGUGAACACUCACUUACUGUACUGGCUGCAAUGGACAGCUGGCCUUCAUCAGUGUAAAUGUUGAUAACACCGAGAGAGGGGGAGAGUGUUCGAGGGAGAUGGAGAGUGAAAUUGGAAAAGGAAAAAGAGAGAGAGAGACUAAAGAGGAAGAAAAAAGACCAGGGAAAAUAGGUAGGGAAAGGUUGUAAAAAAGAAUACCAGCUAGUCUUUGUUCUGGCUUUUAUUACGAAAUGAAAAUGAUUUAAGAGCGCUACUGACUUAACUUUCCCUCCCUCACUCGCUAUCCGCAAUGAAGCCCUUAGCAUAAUUUAAUUGCUAAACACAAUACUGAUUGUUAAGCACCAGGAAAAUAUUCCUCAUGUGACUUGAGGUUUGUGUUGAACUUAGCCAAGCAUUACGGCGUUUGGAAAGGAAGGGGUGGGGAGGGAGAGAGAGAAGUCAUGGGAGAGAUGCAUAUCAAUUGGCAUUUGUCAGAGAGCCCUGCACCAGUAAAACAUGUUGGAAUUUUAAAUGGAGGGGAAAAAAAGGACAGCGAGAGGAAGUCAGGGGAGGAGGAGAAAAGAAAAAAGAAGAGAGGGAAGUUUGUUGAGCCGCACUGAGGUUCAUUGUGUGGUUUCUCCUCUCCUCUUGUCCGGCGCUCCUUCCUGUCGGCCCCCGUGGGCUCCUUCCUGUGUGACUCAUUGGUGUGAUAAACCCUUACUGUUCUUGUCCCCCCCACAGGGGGAAAGAGAAUGACAAGUGGCCCUCACUGAACCUCUGGCCCCUGCCCCAACGCAAAAACAACACAAUGCUUUGAUCGACUUUUCUCAGUACCGAGCACCAGGCCUGGCUGUAUUGUAAAUAUGCCUUCACAGCUUUAUUGCCCAAUAAUGAGAGUCAUAUUUUACAUGAGGACGGGUGUGUCAAGGGGGGAGAGCACUAAUUAGCUUUAUACGCUGUCUCGUGUGCUUCUAUGGCUACGUCUUAACCUGUGCUUACGUCUGCUGUUCUUGCUGUGUGUGUGUGUGUGUGUGUGUGUGUGUGUGUGUGUGUG